Molecule: messenger RNA, 1260 nt
Organism: Penicillium maclennaniae
Lineage: Eukaryota; Fungi; Ascomycota; Eurotiomycetes; Eurotiales; Aspergillaceae
Exons: 5
Coding region: 1-1260 (419 amino acids)
Biological process (GO): L-phenylalanine catabolic process; homogentisate catabolic process; L-tyrosine catabolic process
Molecular function (GO): fumarylacetoacetase activity
Source: RefSeq, a predicted model, not a curated record
AUGUCUGAUUCUAUCUCAACUCCGUUUCCUAUCGACAACAUUCCCUUUGGGGUGAUUUCGACGGCCGACAACCCCGCCCCAAGAUGUGCAACAGCACUUGAUCACGAUGUCAUUGAUCUGAGCGCUUUGGAAUGCGAUGGGUUGUUUGGAUCUAUCCAAGGCUUUGGCGAGAAGUCAAUUUUCUCCAAGCCUUACUUGAACGAUUUUGCAUCUCUUCCCAUUGAAAGCCGUCGACAAGCACGUCAAAUCCUGCGUGACAGCUUGCCUCGUCUCCGAGAAGAUAAAGCCAGGGCGAAUCAAUACUUCAUUCCGCUGGGUCUUGUUCAAAAUCACUACCCGAUGCAGACGUCCAACUUCUCUGACUUCUACUGCUCGCUAGAGCACGCCCAGAAUUGCUCUGCAAUCUUCGGUCUUUCCGAGUCACCCAACUGGCGCGUCAUUCCGACCGUCUACAAUGGCCGCACAUCUAGCCUAAACGUAGGCCCUGCUUUGACUCGUCCGCACGGUGUUUUCAAAGAUGAAGCUGGGAAAUAUGCGUUCAUGCCAACCAGAAAGCUGGACAUGGAACUUGAAAUGGGCGUUUUCAUUUCCAAACCUCUGAAUACUGGCCAGAUUCUCAAUAUUAAGGACGUCAAAGAUCAUAUCUUUGGGUUCGUGAUUCUGAAUGAUUGGUCCGCUCGAGAUAUUCAAGCGUUUGAGAUGGCUCCUCUCGGUCCGUUUCACAGUAAGGGAUUUGGGACUUCCAUCUCACCGUGGAUCGUCACUAUGGACGCACUUGACUCGGUGCGGAGUGCUGUUAAGGUUCAACAAGAGCCCGCGCCAAUGCCUCAUCUUACUUGGCAAGGAGAUAGUGGAGGUGCUACCUUCAAUGUUAGUCUCUCCGCUCGGGUGAUAAGAAAUGGGAAAUCCUAUGAUCUUACGGACACGAACCUUAAUGAGCUAUAUUGGACCCCGUAUCAACAGCUGACACACCUAGCAAGUGCCGGUGAGGGUUUAAAGACAGGUGAUAUAUUUGGAACGGGAACUAUUUCUAGUGCUCGCACAGAUGAGAACGGAGAAAAAAGGGGCCUAGCGUGCCUUCUGGAGCGCUCGCUCCCGCAUACCACUAUAUCGACUUUGAAACAAGAUGGGAUCGAGUGGUUCGAGGAUGGCGAUGAGGUUAUCAUGGAAGGCUGGUGCGUGAGUGGGCCAACCGGGUCCAAGUUUGGAUUUGGGCAAUGUCGGGCGACCAUCGCUCCAGCCGUCAAUCUGGGUAUCUAA